AUGGCCUACAGACGCUAUGAUUCGACCGUCGUCGCCACGGCGCCCCUUGUCGAUGCAGACGCGUUCCGCGCCCCGUCAGAGCACACUGCCAUGGCAGCAUCGUCGGCUUCACCUCUCGACCAGGCGCGCGAGAAGCAUGCCUCGCGCCGUCUGCCCACCUGGUUCGCCUACCCGCUGUCCAUCAUCCUGAGCCCUGCUCUCAGCGCCCUGCUGUACAGCUUUGUGCCCGACAUCAUGGGCGCCCCUCUUGCUGCCGUGAGCCGUAGCUUGAAUGAGGAGUGGCAGAUUGGUGGUCUGCUUGCCUGGAGACUGCUUGAGAUUACUCUCGGCUGGUACUGCCGCCUCGAUCGUCAACNNUUUGACUUUGUCCAGCUCGCUGGCAUGGCCAACGCGCCUUACUACACCCUCUUGUACCUCUUCUACGGCAUUGGCUUCGAGCCUCUUGCUCUGGCCCUCGUCAUUGACAUGUUCUCUCUGUGGUUCCCCUUCUGGCUCUUGCGCCCUCUCAACUACCACAACGACCUGCGCACCCUGACCACUCCUGGCACCACCAAGGAUUUGGCUGUCGACAAGACCGUCCAGAUGUACAUGACCGCCUUCGCUGCUUCCGUCUAUGCCGCUGUUGUCUACCUCAGUUUGGCCUCGUGGCUGCCCGUCUUCUUGAUCAACACCUUUGAAGAAGUCUUGACCCUCGACUUUGCUCACAAUGCUCUCUUCCCCGUUGUUUUUGCUGCAUGCCUGCCCAUUGGCUGGGCUGCCAAGGACUUCCUCUUCAGCACUUCAACCGUCUAUGCUCGUGCAUUGCCCUCCGAGUUCAAGCAAUUCGACCCCAAGACUGCCACUUUCGCCGACACUCUCAUGUGGAACCUGGGCGUUGACCAGUACUCUAGCAGAGAAAGCGUGCUCUUCAGACGCACCUUUUUGCUUGCCGUCUUCACUGCAGUCCACUCCUUCAUCAGAGUCUUUGCUACCGUCGAGGGUGCCACAGUCUAUGGAGCCGCUGGUUGGUCUGCCUUGUGGAGUGUCGCUGCUCUUGCAGCUGGUACAGGCUUCCUCUAUAUUGGCGACGCUUGA
Messenger RNA from Aureobasidium vineae, 1074 nucleotides. The record is from the annotation of a GenBank genome assembly. Lineage: Eukaryota; Fungi; Ascomycota; Dothideomycetes; Dothideales; Saccotheciaceae.